GGCGGUGGCAUCGCGGGUGUCACCUGUGCAGAGCAGUUGGCGAUUCACUUUCCAUCAGAAGAUAUUCUCCUGGUAACAGCUUCUCCUGUUAUUAAAGCGGUUACAAAUUUCAAGCAGGUGGAGAAGAGUUCAGCAUAUUUACCUGUUGAGUUUAAGAAACCAGUGAGGAAGGCUGAAGAUGAAGGAAAACAAGGACUACAUAAUAAGGAAAGAGUCCUGAGGAGGUUUCCAAAGUAUUGGAAGAAUUUGAUGUUGAAGAACAGCCAAAUACCAUGUUAGAAAAUCGCUUUCCCAACAUUAAGGUUAUAGAAUCUGGAGUAAAGCAACUGAAAAGUGAAGAACACUGCAUUUUAACAGAAGAUGGCAAUCAGCAUGUAUAUAAGAAACUCUGUCUGUGUGCUGGAGCUAAACCAAAGUUGAUAUGUGAAGGAAAUCCUUAUGUAUUAGGAAUCCGUGACACAGACAGUGCUCAGGAAUUUCAGAAACAGCUUACUAAGGCUAAAAGAAUAAUGAUCAUAGGCAAUGGUGGGAUCGCACUUGAAUUAGUGUAUGAAAUUGAAGGCUGUGAAGUCAUUUGGGUCAUUAAAGACAAAGCUAUUGGGAAUACGUUCUUCGAUGCAGGAGCAGCUGAAUUCUUGACUUCAAAGCUCAUCGCUGAAAAACCAGAGGGUAAAAUUGCACAUAGAAGAACCAGAUAUACAACUGAAGGAAGGAAAAAGGAAGCACGAACCAAAGGUGAUGCUGCUAAUGUAGGCAGUGCCCUGGGACCUGACUGGCAUGAAGGCUUGAAUCUUAAAGGAACAAAAGAGUUUUCUCAUAAGAUUCACAUUGAAACUAUGUGUGAAGUAAAGAAAAUCUACCUUCAGGAAGAAUUUAGAAUUUCCAGGAAAAAGUCCUUGACUUUUCCAAGAGACCCUAAUAAUCAGUCAGUUUCAACUGAUAAAGAGAUAUGGCCUGUAUAUGUGGAAUUGACCAAUGAAAAGAUAUAUGGCUGCGAUUUCAUUGUCAGUGCUACAGGAGUUACACCAAAUAUAGAACCUUUCCUCUGUGGCAACAAUUUUGAUCUAGGAGAAGAUGGUGGCCUGAAAGUGAAUAAUCAUAUGCACACGUCCCUUCCUGACAUCUAUGCUGCAGGUGACAUCUGCACUGCCUCCUGGGAACCCAGCCCAGUGUGGCAGCAGAUGAGGCUGUGGACGCAGGCUAGACAGAUGGGAUGGUAUGCAGCCAAGUGCAUGGCUGCAGCUACUUUAGGAGACUCCAUUGACAUGGAUUUCAGCUUCGAACUGUUUGCUCAUGUAACAAAAUUUUUUAACUAUAAGGUUGUAUUGCUGGGAAAAUACAAUGCACAGGGCUUAGGUUCAGAUCAUGAAUUAAUGCUGAGAUGUACCAAAGGACAAGAAUACGUCAAAGUCGUCAUGCAAAAUGGGCGAAUGAUGGGAGCUGUCUUAAUUGGUGAAACUGAUUUAGAAGAAACAUUUGAAAACUUGAUUUUAAACCAGAUGAAUCUUUCAGCAUAUGGAGAAGACCUACUGGAUCCAGAUAUUGACAUAGAAGAUUAUUUUGACUAAAAAGGUCAUUUCAAGAACCACAUAAAGUUCCAAAUAAGACAAAAAAGUCACACAUCAAUAAAGUAAAUGAUUGCACUGAUUUAAUGAUGACCACAUUGAAGUUAAAAGUACAGAAGUGAUAAUGAUUUCAGUGGAAAAAUAUUAAAAAAUAAAUUCUAAAGAUAAAAUCAA
This is a messenger RNA of Equus quagga, 1739 nucleotides long. RefSeq names its product pyridine nucleotide-disulphide oxidoreductase domain 1 (gene PYROXD1). The transcript is spliced from 13 exons. Gene Ontology annotation, molecular function: oxidoreductase activity; flavin adenine dinucleotide binding. The coding region runs from base 273 to 1568 and encodes 431 amino acids. The record is from RefSeq and is a predicted model, not a curated record. Lineage: Eukaryota; Metazoa; Chordata; Mammalia; Perissodactyla; Equidae.